This is a messenger RNA of Aureobasidium vineae, 153 nucleotides long. Lineage: Eukaryota; Fungi; Ascomycota; Dothideomycetes; Dothideales; Saccotheciaceae. The record is from the annotation of a GenBank genome assembly.
AUGCCUUUCACCGGAUCCGACAUCAUCAAGAUCAUCAUCGCCAUCAUCCUCCNNCCCCCUCUUGGUGUAUUCCUCGAGCGCGGCUGUGGUGCUGACCUCCUCAUCAACAUCCUGUUGACCAUCCUUGGUUACAUUCCCGGCAUCAUCCACGCC